This is a messenger RNA of Callorhinchus milii (elephant shark), 6678 nucleotides long. It is a transcript of the gene chd2, whose product is annotated as chromodomain helicase DNA binding protein 2. Lineage: Eukaryota; Metazoa; Chordata; Chondrichthyes; Chimaeriformes; Callorhinchidae. The coding region runs from base 503 to 6025 and encodes 1840 amino acids. Gene Ontology annotation, molecular function: ATP-dependent chromatin remodeler activity; histone binding; DNA binding. The transcript is spliced from 38 exons. Gene Ontology annotation, cellular component: nucleus; chromatin. The record is from RefSeq and is a predicted model, not a curated record. Gene Ontology annotation, biological process: regulation of transcription by RNA polymerase II; nucleosome organization.
UGUCGUUGUUUUUUAGCUUUACAGACAUGGCGCACCUCCAUUUUUGUGCGCUCGCCUGAUCGACUUUUGCCCCUCUCUCUCUCUCUCUCUCUCUCUCUCGGUGUUUUCUCUCUCUUUUGCCGGAGUCGCCGAUGGAAAAUGAGAAUUAAAAACGGCCUUUAAUCUUUUUCGAAAGUGUCGAAGAAAGAGAAAUCGCCGGGAAGAGGAGUAGAUUCUGAUUUGGUGAAGUUUUUUCCCCGCCGAGUCCGACACUGGGAGCCUCGUUCGCUGCCCGAGCGGUACACACGGACCCCCAGAGACCUGGUCUGACUCCGGCAAUGGUAUUGAGUGCUUGAACAAUGUCCCUACUGCGUCAGGGCUUUGCUACUCGACCAGCAGGCUGCUGACUCCGGCCGACUUCCUACCUCCCUCCAACUUUGACAGGGGCGAUCUGGACUCUGAAACCCCAUCACCACGUGUAGCCAACACCAAAACACAACCCCACCACCACCCCGACCCCAAAAUGAUGUCCAACGAGGAUAAACCCCCCGAAGAAGACGGCUCCGAUCGCAGCAAUGUUUCCAGUAACUCUGCUUCUGAGGACUCUGUUCAUUCGGCAUCGGGGUCAGAGUCUGGCAGCCAGUCAGAGAGCGAGCAGGGAAGCGAAUCCAACAACAGCACUUCUGGAUCCUCAGAAUCCCAGUCGGAAUCUGGAAGUGACUCGGCAGGAUGCAAGUCGCAGCAGCCCACCGCCGAGAGCAAGGACAAACGUCUCAGCAAGAAGGAGAGGAUUGCCGACGUGAAAAAGAUGUGGGAAGAAUAUCCUGAUGUUUAUGGGGUUAGGAGAUCACACCGCAGCAGAACUGCCCCCACCAGCUCCAGUGCCACAGCUGAGCAGGGCAACAGCGAGAUAUCCGAGGGUGAAGGCCUGAAGCAAAGAGGGAGGAGGAGAGCUAAAAACUGGAAACAAACCGUCUUUGAAGAUUAUGAUGAAGAGGAGGACGAAGAUGAGGAGGAAACGAGCAGCCCUGCAACCAAGAGUGUUCGAGCCCGACGACCUGCCACCAGAAGAUGGCAAGUCAAAAGCAAAGGCAAAAGGCAGAAACCUCCAAGAGGAAAGAGGAGGCACCAUUCUUCCGAGGAGGAUGACGAGGAUGAGGAUGAAGAUGACGACACCCCCAAACGCCAAACCCGCCAAUGCGUGACCAAAAACGUGAGUUACAAAGAAGAUGAUGAUUUUGAGACUGACUCAGAUGAUCUAAUCGAAGUUACAGGAGAGCCGUCCCUGGAAGAGAACGACGACAGUGAGACCAUCGAGAAGGUGAUAGAGUCCCGGACUGGGAAAAAAGGAGGUAAUCUUGUUGUGUGCUGGUGGUUGUGCACAGGUUUAAGGCUGAAGGGUUUGGUCUUAUUGGCGAUUUGUUUAUUCGCAGCCAUUGGGGCACCCACCACAGUGUAUGCGAUGGAGGCGCAUGAGAACCCGGAGCCUGUAUUCGAUCCCCAGAAGGACGAGCAGGAGAUCCAGUAUCUGAUCAAGUGGAAAGGCUGGUCAUACAUCCACAACACCUGGGAGAGCGAGGAGUCCCUCAGGCAGCAAAAAGUCAAAGGACUGAAAAAACUGGAGAAUUUCAUCAAAAAAGAGGAUGAUAUAAAACAAUGGGUGGCCAAUGCAUCCCCAGAGGACCGCGAGUAUUAUAACUGUCAGCAGGAAUUGUCUCUGGACCUGAACAAACAAUACCAGAUUGUGGAGAGAGUCAUCGCAAUGAAAACCAGCAAAUCAGCUUCCAGUCACUCAGACUUCCCCUCACAUUCCAGCCACAAACCCCCAGCCUCUGGCCAACCUGACUACCUGUGUAAAUGGAUGGGACUCCCCUACGUGGACUGCAGCUGGGAGGAUGGGGCCCUUAUUUCCAGGAAGUUCCAGAUGUGCAUUGAUGCCUUCCACAGCCGGCACAGCUCCAAGAGCAUUCCCACCAGAGACUGCAAGGUGCUGAAGCAAAGGCCUCGGUUUGUAGCGAUGAAGAAGCAGCCAACAUACAUUGGCAGCGAAGGGUUGGAGCUGCGAGAUUACCAGCUCGAGGGGCUGAACUGGCUCGCUCACUCCUGGUGCAAGAAUAACAGCGUGAUCCUGGCCGAUGAGAUGGGUUUGGGGAAGACCAUCCAGACCAUCUCCUUCCUAUCGUACCUGUUCCACCAGCAUCAGCUGUACGGCCCCUUCCUAGUGGUGGUGCCUCUCUCCACCCUCACCUCCUGGCAACGCGAGUUUGACAUCUGGGAACCCAACAUGAAUGUGGUGGUGUACAUCGGCGAUGUCAUGAGCCGCAACACGAUUCGGGAGUACGACUGGACCCACCCUCAGACAAAGAGGCUGAAGUUUAACGUGUUAAUAACUACCUAUGAAAUCCUGCUGAAAGAUAAGACGGUUUUGGGAAGUAUAAACUGGGCUUUCCUGGGAGUGGAUGAGGCUCAUCGGCUGAAGAACGAUGACUCGCUCUUAUACCGGACCCUGAUAGAUUUCCGAUCCAACAACCGGCUGCUGAUCACUGGCACCCCCCUGCAGAAUUCGCUGAAGGAACUCUGGUCUCUGCUGCACUUUAUCAUGCCCGAAAGGUUUGACUCCUGGGAGGAUUUUGAAGAGGAGCACGGGAAGGGGCGUGAGAACGGAUACCAGAGCCUUCACAGGGUGCUGGAGCCCUUCCUGCUGCGCAGGGUCAAGAAAGACGUGGAGAAGUCGCUGCCUGCAAAGGUGGAGCAGAUCCUGAGGGUGGAAAUGUCUGCGUCGCAGAAACAGUAUUACAAGUGGAUAUUGACCAGAAAUUACAAGGCGCUGUCUAGGGGUGUGCGAGGCACCUCCUCGAGCUUCCUCAACAUCAUGAUGGAGUUGAAGAAAUGCUGUAACCACUGUUACCUGGUGAAGCCACCGGAGGACAGCGAGCACCACAGCUGGCAGGAGGAGCUCCAGAACCUGAUCAAGAGUAGCGGCAAGCUGAUCCUCCUGGACAAGCUGAUGACGAGGCUGAGGGAGAGGGGGAACCGUGUGCUGAUCUUCUCCCAGAUGGUGCGGAUGCUGGAUAUUCUGGCCGAGUACCUGAGCAUCAAACACUAUCCCUUCCAGCGUUUGGACGGGUCUAUAAAAGGGGAGUUGAGAAAACAAGCCUUGGAUCACUUCAAUGCCGAAGGCUCGGAGGAUUUCUGUUUCUUGCUCUCGACCCGGGCAGGCGGGCUGGGCAUCAACCUAGCCUCGGCGGACACUGUCAUCAUCUUCGACUCGGACUGGAACCCCCAGAAUGACCUGCAGGCUCAGGCCAGAGCUCACAGGAUUGGCCAGAGGAAGCAGGUGAACAUCUACCGGCUGGUGACCAAAGGUACGGUGGAGGAGGACAUCAUCGAGAGAGCCAAGAAGAAAAUGGUGCUGGAUCACCUGGUCAUCCAGAGAAUGGACACCACGGGGCGCACAGUGUUGGACAGCUCGGCUCGGCCUUCCCAUUCAACGCCGUUCAACAGAGAGGAACUGAGUGCAAUCCUGAAGUUCGGGGCGGAAGAGCUAUUCAAAGAGCCGGAAGGGGAGGAAUCGGAGCCGCAGGAAAUGGACAUCGAAGAGAUUCUGCGGCUGGCAGAGACCCGAGAGAACGAGGGGUCUGUCAGCCCCACUGACGAACUGCUGUCACAGUUCAAGGUGGCCAACUUCUCCACCAUGGAGGAGGCUGAGCCUGAGACUGAGGUCGGGAACCAGAAAGAGUGGGAUGACAUUAUCCCGGAGGAGCAGCGCAGGAAGAUCGAAGAAGCCGAGCGGCAAAAGGAACUCGAGGAGAUCUAUAUGCUGCCUAGAAGCAGGAGCUCUACUAAAAAGGCUCGGGUGAAUGGCAGUGAUUCAGACGUGGGCUCGCGGCGGCGGCGACAGCAAUCCUCUGGCUCUGAUAGUGAGACUGACGAGAGCGAUGAUGAAGAUAAGCGGCCCAAGCGCCGGGGGAGACCCCGGACUGUCCGUAGGGACAUGGUGGACGGUUUCACAGACUCUGAGAUCAGACGGUUUAUCAAGAGCUACAAGAAGUUUGGGACCCCGCUUGAACGGCUGGAGGCCAUUGCUCGGGACGCAGAGCUGGUGGAGAAGUCCAUCGCUGACCUCAAGCGCCUGGGGGAGCUUAUCCACAAUGGCUGUGUGCUGGCGCUCAAAGAGUACGAGGAGCAGCUUAAAGAAACCCCAGGCAUGGAGGGGAAAGGUCCGGGGAAGAAGCGUGGGCCGACCAUCAAAGUGUCCGGUGUGCAGGUGAAUGUCAAGUCCAUCCUGAUACAUGAGGAGGAGUUUGAGGUGCUGCACAAGGCCCUCCCCAGCGAGCCCGAGGACAGGAAGAAGUACCGCUUCCCCUGCCACACCAAGGCUGCCCACUUCGACACAGACUGGGGAGUGGAGGAGGACUCCAGCCUGCUGCUGGGCAUCUAUGACUGUGGCUACGGCAACUGGGAGCAGAUAAAGAUGGACCCGGCACUGCAGCUGACAGGCAAGAUCCUCCCCAGUGACCCUGAUCUGAAGCCCCAAGGCAAGCAGCUGCAGUCCAGGGCCGACUACCUCAUCAAACUGCUGAAGAAAGACAUGGUCAAGAAGGAAGCUUUGAACCACGAGGCAGAGCCUAAGCCGAGGAAGAGGAAGCAGAGAGUGAAGAAGGAGAACAAGGCACCCAGACUGAGGGAUGAAGGUGGCACGGACAUGGCCUCUCCCCGCCUUUCAGACAACCCAUCCGAGGAGGGAGAGCUGAAGGACGGAGCGCUGGACAGGACCCCUGUGAAAAAGAAACUCAAAACGAAAGACAACAAAGAGAACAAGGACAAGAGCCAGCUGAAGAAAGAGAAGGAUAGACAGAAAGAGAAAAAGAAGAGCAGAGAGAAGAGAGCCAAGGCACGGUCCGAAGGGAAGGACAAGAGUUGCAAAUCUGUGACCAAGGGUCCGGUGCACAUCACGGCGGGCAGCGACCCCGUACCUAUCGGGGAGGAGGGGGAGGAUGAGCUCGACCAGGAAACCUUCGGCAUUUGUAAGGAGCGGAUGAGGCCUGUGAAAAAGGCCCUGAAGCAGCUGGACAAGCCUGAGGAGGGCCUGUCUGAGAAGGAGCAGCUCCAGCACACGCGCAGCUGCCUGCUGAAGAUCGGUGACCGCAUCACCGAGUGCCUGUUGGCCUACACCGACUCUGAGGAAACCAAGCACUGGCGCAGGAACCUCUGGAUCUUUGUCUCGAAGUUCACGGAAUUUGAUGCCAGAAAGUUGCACAAGCUGUAUAAACUCGCUCAGAAGAGGCGAUCCCAGGAGGAGGAGGAGCAGAGGAAGAAGGAGAGCAGUGCCGGGAGCCGGAAGCUGUUCCGGCCCGAGACCUCAGGCUCCAGUCACGAUUCUAUCAACUCUCAGCCCCACGGCCCCCCAUCUCUGUAUCCACCCCUCCCCCACCACCUGCCCCAGCUACCGCCCGGGCACCACCGUGGCUCAUACACACAGCUCCACAAUCGCCCGUUCAACAAUACAGAUCGGGGAGAGCGGCCGAGAGAGCGAAUGUACAACUACGGCGGUGGGGGCGGGGGUCCUUGGGGUCCCGACAGGCACCAUGUGUAUGAGCAGCACCGCUACAAGGAGCAUCACUACGGCGACCGCAGGCCUCGCUCUGACCCUCACCGCAACUCCGGCAAUUACAGACUCAAUAAUAUCCACCGCAAGAGGCCCUACAGCCCCUACAGCAACGACCGCGAGCGCCGCGGACACCGGGAAUAUUAUGACAGGCGGCACCAGGAUGGGAAGCGACGGCGGUCAGACGAGUUCCGACCUCAGGACCAUCAUAACCCCUGCCAUCAGACAGACCCCCGGAGACCCCCGGACCACAGGCCCCCUGGGCCAUACCACAGCCAGGGACCCUCGGAACACUACAGAAGCUUUCACCCCGACAGGCCAGCAGAGCACCGCUCACCUCUGGCUCAGAAAUCCCCUCACGACUCAAAAUCACCCCUAGAGCACUCGCUGGAACACAAGGGGACCCCAGACUACAGCUGGAGCACUCGCAAGACAUAGAGACACGGGGUGUGGGAGGAAACGAGGGGGAGAAAAAGAGAGUGAGAGGGAGGUGCUGCCGAGCAGAUCUGCCAGCCUAGUGGCCCCCAGGUUGCUCCAGCGCCGAGAGCCCAGAGCCGGCACUGCCGAGGGGAGACCACACACCCCACCUGAUCAUCAUGUGAACCACCCGCAGCACAGUUAGAAUGUACAUGUGACACUGUGCGCGGGUGCGCACACACACAGUCACUCAUACACAGUCACUCACUCAUAUACACACACACACACACACAGUACUCACAUAUGCUCACGUACCCACAGGCACCUGCACUCACGCGAGCGCACGCAGAGGCACACACGGGCACAGAUGCACAGAGAAUGCACUCUGGGUCAGGAUGCUAUGGCGAGGGAGGGGAGGACAGGUAAAGGGUGUUUUUUUAAAACAGACCAAGAGAUGGUGAGUGUUGUGGACUCUGCUGAGAGGCGUUUGAAGAAAGUGCAAUUUAAUUCUUCCCUAUUCACCGUUUCUGCCAAAAGUGUUUCUUCAGCCAAGCUCCAGUCUAUGAUGAGUGAGUGGCUUGGCUUCAGUCUUUCCCCAGCAGGGUGGGGUGGCCGGGGUCAGUGUAACUCACGCUUUUAUUCUGGGUUAUACAGAGGUGAUACUGGUGUGCAUG